This is a messenger RNA of Porites evermanni, 1262 nucleotides long. NCBI's taxonomy places the organism in Eukaryota, Metazoa, Cnidaria, Anthozoa, Scleractinia, Poritidae. The record is from the annotation of a GenBank genome assembly.
ACAGGAACAAAGGCAUCACCUUAUUUGGAGAUUAAUGAAUAUGCUCCUUUGCAUCCAGCAACUCGAUCCUGGGAAGUUCCAAGAGAAAACGUCACCAUUGAAAAGGUGAUUGGAAAAGGUGCAUUUGGACAGGUUGCUCAAGGGACAGCCUCAGAGCUGCGAGGGAGAGAUGGAACGACAAGAGUGGCCAUUAAGAUGUUGAAAGGUACCCUAUCAGGCUAAGACUGUGUUAUGUUUUCCUUUUCAUGGCAUGUGUCUUUAAAGAAGAUCCGGUUGCACAAGGGGCAUACCUGGGACACCAAACAACUGUACGAUAACGACAACAAAUGUAUAAGAUGGUGCUGACCCGCAACUGUAUCAGGAACACUGAGAGAGACGGGUCAGGCACAGAUAAAAUAGUAAUUUAUAUUAAUUACAUCAUAUACAAAUAAGUUUAAAGAAGGUUGAAAGAGAAAAAAGUAGAAUAAAAUUAUACUUUUUUUAGGAAAUUAGAUGGCAUUUUCAACUCAUGGUAUUAGUAUGAAGAAAAGAUAAGCAAUAGUGGCUAGGUUUUUUAACCUUUGUAAACGGAAGAUGAGAAUAAUAUCUACUACGAACAUUAUUAAGAAGUGAAUUGAGAUGGAUUUAUAUUACUGUUACUGUUAUCAUUGAGGCUAAAAAGAUCGCCGGAGAUCAUAAAAGUUAGUGAGUCUAUCAAUAUAUAUCUUACUUAGUAAAUAGAGGUUUAGGAGAUGGUUAGAGAAAUUUACUAACACGUCCGUAUUUCCACCUGCACUAGAGUACGUCCGCACCACUAGGAAUGCAAAAUAGCGAGCAAACGCGGAAUAUCCCGGAGUAAAAAAAUUUUAACAUACCGUUUUAGUAGUCAUUUCGUCUUUUUAGGCUAUCACUAAGAAUUAGACAUUUCCGUGAAGAUAUAUACAGUUAGGAGAUGUAUUUAAAAGCUUGUAUUGGAGGUUCGUUUGGUUCUAUUUUAUUCAUGUUUCACAUGAAAGAAGCCAGGCUGAGUUCAUGCUUGUACUGUAAUACCUAGAGAAAACCCUGUCCUCUUGCUAAUGAUAACCCUGUCUGGUUAAAAUGCGAGUUACGCUUUACGGUUUUCCUUAGUACGUCUUAAACUUGCAGAUAACGCCCGCGAGACUGACAAAGAGGAUUUGAUGUCAGAACUUGAAGUGAUGAAGAAACUUCAACCUCACCCACACGUUAUAAAGCUGAUGGGAUGUGUUACUGAAAGUGGUAACAAUAUUUACAUAAUCAUGUAA